This is a messenger RNA of Microdochium trichocladiopsis, 2063 nucleotides long. Its product is annotated as general substrate transporter. The transcript has 2 exons. NCBI's taxonomy places the organism in Eukaryota, Fungi, Ascomycota, Sordariomycetes, Xylariales, Microdochiaceae. The record is from RefSeq and is a predicted model, not a curated record. Gene Ontology annotation, molecular function: carbohydrate:proton symporter activity. Gene Ontology annotation, biological process: transmembrane transport; carbohydrate transport. Gene Ontology annotation, cellular component: membrane. The coding region runs from base 150 to 1742 and encodes 530 amino acids.
UGAUUUGUGUCAAGUGUCGGUCGUCGUCCUCCUCCUCAGAAUCUCUUUGUGGUCACUCGCCGCCCGGAGACAGCAACCCUCUUCUUCGCGCCUCUUGCCGUAGAUCAGAUCGCGUUCGCCGGCCACAACCACAGCCGCAACCCGCAAUCAUGGGUCUCAACCCCAUUGCCGGCCUCACCGGCAAGGCCCUCAGCACGCUGCAGGUUGCCCUCAUCGUCGCUCCUGCCUUCAUCCUGUUUGGCUACAACCAGGCUGGUAUCGGUGGCCUUCUCACCCUCAGUGAUUGGGUCAAGACCUUCCCCGAGAUCGACACGGUCCAUGCCACCGGGGCCGACAAGAGCGCAAAGUCGACCCUGCAGGGCUUCAUUGUCGCCACCUUUGUCGUGGGCGCCAUUGUCGGCUCCCUCCUCUGCUCCUGGGCCGGUGAGCGCUUCGGCCGCCGCAAGUGCAUCUUCGCCGCGGGCAUCUGCUGCCUGAUCGGCGCCGUCCUCGAGGCUGCCAGCUUCGGCCUGGCCCAGUUCAUUGUGGGCCGCGUGCUUGUCGGCAUCGCCAUCGGCACGCUCAGCUCCAUUGUCCCCGUCUGGCAGAGCGAGACGGCUGGCUCGAGCAACCGCGGCCGCCACGUCGUGCUCGACGGCCUCUUCAUCUGCGUCGGCUACGUCCUCGAGAGCUGGAUCAACUUUGGCUUCUACCAGUUCCACGACGGGCCCGUCACCUGGCGGCCCAGCAUCGCCAUUGGCAUCAUCUUCUCCGUCGUCCUCAUCUGCUCCGUCUACCUGUUCCCCGAGUCCCCCCGCUGGCUGCUGCUCAAGAGCCGCCGCAGCGAGGCGGCCCACGCCAUCGCCAUCCUGCGGGGCCUCCCCGAGGACUCGAUGGAGGUCCAGGCCGAGAUUGGCGGCAUCGAGCUCUCCCUCGAGGACUCGGCCAAGUCGGGCAUGAAGUUUGCCGACAUGUUCACCAUGGGCGAGGACAAGCUCCUGUACCGCUUCCUGCUGUGCAUGCUCCUUCAGUUCUACCAGCAGAUGAGCGGCAGCAACCUCAUCUCCGUCUACGUGCCCAUCCUCUUUGAGCAGAACCUGGGAAUGUCCCCCCAGCUGUCCAAGGUCCUCGCCGCGGGCGCCAUGACCUUCAAGUUCCUGUCGUCGUUUGUGGCGUUCUUCACCAUCGACCGAUUCGGCCGGCGCGCGCUCUUCAUCACCUCCGGUGCCGGCAUGUGCGCCUGCAUGGUGGCCCUCGCGAUCACCACCUCCAUGCCCAAGGACAACACCGCCGCGCAGAUUGCCGCUGGAUGCUUCAUUUAUUUGUUUAAUUUCUUCGUUCCAAUAGGCUUUUUGGGAGCGAACUUCCUGUAUUGCACGGAGGUUGCGCCGUUGAGGUUGCGCAUGACGAUGAGCAGCUUGAGUACUGCGAACCACUGGCUCUGGAACUUUGUCGUCAUCAUGGUCACCCCCGUCGCCAUCAGCACCAUCAAGUGGCAGUACUACAUCGUCUUCGCCGUCAUCGCGGGCACCGUGCCCAUCGCGGUGUUCCUGUUCUUCCCCGAGACCAUGGGCCGCAACCUCGAGGAGAUUGACCUGCUGUUCCGCGACAGCGAGAGCAUCUGGCAGACGGUCCGGCUCGCGCGCAAGCGGCCCAUAGCCAUGCCCCAGGAGUUUGCCCGGGGCGAGGGCAAGAACGGCGGCGCCGAGCACGCCGAGAAGGAGGAGGAGGCCAUCGCCGUGCAGAAGCCGCAGCAGCAGUAGAGUGGUUUGUGGUAGUAGUAGACCACGAAAAGACCAUUUCAUGGAAAGGGAAAAAACCCCCCUUUUGUUGUUUUUUCCUGGUAACAGUCCAGGAAAGCCUGGUGGCUGUUGAAAACACAGCGCUGGGAGUGUGCUAUGCAUGCAUACGUGUGUAAGGGGGUUGACACUUUGCAGCUGUGUGGAUCUGCGGAAGCCUGAGAGGGGCUCUGGGAAGACAGGAGAAAGAACAAAACAAGAAUGGAAUGAGCACAUUUGCGGGUGUGCAUUAUGAGAUAACGUCCCUUACUUGACUAUUUGACAAUAUGACCAUAUCAAGAGAAU